Molecule: messenger RNA, 2660 nt
Organism: Sclerotinia trifoliorum
Lineage: Eukaryota; Fungi; Ascomycota; Leotiomycetes; Helotiales; Sclerotiniaceae
Source: the annotation of a GenBank genome assembly
ACUCAAACUUAUCGAACAUUUGACAACAUUUACGCAUCCACAUUAGACAAUAGCAUUUAUAAGUAUUGUCGCCGAUGCAAACAACCAUUCUCACUAUAACUAUUCAAGCUUUCUAAUUAAAGCAAACACAAUGAAUAACGGCCCUCAAGGCCAGGGCCAACCUGGCGGUUCGCAACAAGGCAUGCCGCCUCGACCACCUACAAUGCUCAAACCUGAAAUGAUGCGCCAGCUUCCCCCUGGAGCUUUUACGGAUGAAGAAAAAUUGAAAUGGGAAAACGGGUUGAGGGGACUCUGGACUCAGAUUGAGAAUAAUCCUGCGGAUUCACCAGCACAUCAAGAAGCCAAACGCAAAUUGAUGGAGUUCUCCAAGUCGGUCACGAUGAAGAUGCAGAAUUAUCGCGCACAGCAGCAGCGACAACAAGUACAGCAAGCGCAGCAGGCUCAACAGGCUCAGCAAGCUCAACAAGCACAUCAGCAGCAGGCUCAAGCUCAACAAAACCAACAAAACCAACCAAAUCAACAAACCUCACAGACGCAACAAGCUAUGCAGCCUGCAACAGCUCCUUCAAAUAUUGCGGCUCAACAGAACCAAGCUCCACAGCAGAGCGAACAAGCUCCACAUUCACAGGAAGGUCAAGCUAGUGGGUCCAAUGCUGGAAGUUCUUCCCAGCAACAGCCAAGACCUCAAGUUGCUGGUCAGCUACCUGAAAAGCUGUUACAACAUAUCAAAACAUUCCCCUGGACUGCUCCGCCUCAAUACACCCCCCAAUCCCCAGAAUGGACUAAGUGGAUGGCAGAAGUCAAGAGCAAAUAUGCCAAAGGGCUGAUGGCCAUGGAAAAGGCAACUUCGCAGCUGAAGGGUUUGGAAGAAUAUAUUAAGAAGAAGAGGGAAGAAAGAACUGCAACGGAACAAGAUGAAACAGAUUAUCAGACAAGAGCGGCAGAGUUCAGGAAACAACAUGGUUUGGCCAAGAAGUUUGUGGAAGACGUUCGAGAGAGCCAGAAACGCCUCCAACCACAAAACCCUCAUCAGCAAGGUCAACCACAGCAUCCUCAACAAUCGCAAGCUUCUGGAGCUGGUCCAUCUGACAAUGUUAAUGGAAAUACCGCUGGUGUUGCAAGUCAUAGCAACCAAGGAGUUCAAGGCAGUGUCCAAAUGAAUCAGACACAAGGAGCACCUCGACCACCCAUGAAUUUGCAGCAGCCGUCCAAUCCAGCUCUACAAAAUACUCAAACUGUCAAUGCUGCUAUUGAGCAGGCUCGUAAUCAACAAAUGAGUGGCGGUAAUCGGCCACCUAUGCCACAAGGACACCAAUCCCAAGGCCCGCAAAUACCUACACCGACCGCAGCUUCCCAUGCAGCUAUGGCCCAACCUCAAUCUGGGCAGGCGCAGAGUGUCAAGCCCGAACCAGCAAUGCCAGGUCCAAUCAAUACUGCAAUUACUCAAAUGCAGAAUAACCAACAACGUCCAGGUCAAACAAAUUCACCUCAAUCAGCUAUUCCUCAAUCGGCAACGUCAAUCAGUGCGCCAAAUCCUGGCCCUCCAAGGGCUUUAACUCAUCAAGCAGCAUUGCAAACCGCGGCUCAAAGUUAUUCCAGUGCGGGCGGUCAAACGAACGGUACACCUAAUACGGUUAUGGGUCACUCGCAUACUCAUCCUAAUGCUAUGCCUAGGGAACAACAAAAUCCAAGUUCACAAAAGCUCCCAAUUCCCAAACAUUUACCAGAAAGAGCAGUGGCACCACCGCAACCAGUACAAAUGGGUCAAUCACGCCCUUCAUUUACUGGUGGUCCAUCAGGUGCCGGUAACGGAGUUAUGGGUCAACCGGUUCUUGCAAAGACCCCAGGCUACGUUUUAGAUGGUGAAGGCGAUCGUGUUUUGAGUAAGAAGAAAUUGGAUGAGCUUGUCAGACAGGUUACUGGUGGCGGAGAGAAUGUUGCAGGUGGUGGAUUAACUGCUGAAGUUGAAGAGGUAUGCUUACUUUCCAUUUUUCCAUUAUUUGAAUUUACAAGCUUGAUCACCCUUACCGUAAAAAUGAAAAUUUCACAAUUGAAAAGGCCUGGAAAAUACCAAACUAACACAAUCUAAUAGUCUAUUCUUACCGUCGCCGAUAACUUCGUUGAUCAGGUCCUCCAAGCCGCCUGCAAGAACGCCAAAGAACGUGGUUCUAAGAUCCUGGAGAUCCGUGAUAUUCAACUUACUCUUGAGCGCGGUUACAACAUUCGCAUCCCAGGUUACGCCAGUGACGAGAUCCGAACAGUUCGAAAGAUCGCACCAAGCUCGGGAUGGAUCAACAAGAUGAGCGCCGUUCAAGCUGCGAAGGUCACGGGUGGAAAGGGUAGUGACUGAGGGAAAGAAUCGAUAUGUCUACAUCACUUCGUAAUUAGUGUCCAAAUAGAUGAAAGGAGUUUAUGAUGUGAUGGAUUUGGACCGGAAUAAGUUCUUGGGUGAAUACUAUCAGGAAAUGGGAUGGAUGAUAAGUGGCGUCAAGGUACUCCAUCUUUAAUUGAUGUGCAUAUGGCAUGGAUUUAUAUUUGGCGUUGGAGGCAUGCUAUUAUGAUGUUUUCAAUGCAUUUUGUGCAUUAUCGCUCAGUAUGGUCUUAUACAGGUACUUUUAGAUAGUACUUAAAUAUAACACCUUAUUAAUCUUUAUGGGCCC